UUAUAGGUUAUCCAAUUAGCUGUCAGUGUCGUAUAAAUCUAGAUAGAGUAUGAAAAUGUAAUAUCUUCUAAUGUAUUUACGAAGAAAUGUGGCUUUCAUGAAGGUGAAAAUAUUCCGGCGAUAAUUGGAUUGUAAAUUUCAUUUUAGCCCCCAAAAUGUUCAUCAAUUAUAUUUCGAUUUUCAUUUUGCUUCUGUGUAUUUUUCGGGUAUUCUCCACUGAAUUGACAUUCGAAUUAGCGGAUAAUGCUAAAGAAUGUUUUCACGAAGAAAUACACAAGAACACAACAGCUACAUUAGAGUAUCAGGUUGUAACCGGUGGUCAGUACGACGUAGAUGUAACGUUAGAAGAUCCGAGAAAGAAAAUUAUUUACAACCAAGUUAAAUCACAAUUCGAUUCUCAUACUUUUACUGCUCAGAUGACGGGUAUAUAUGUGGUUUGCUUCAGCAACGAGUUUUCCACUAUUUCGCACAAAAUAGUUUAUAUGGACUUCCAAGUCGGAGAAGAAGAGCCUUUACCUGGACUUGGAGAACACAUAACAGCCUUAACCAAGAUGGAGUCCUCAGCAGCCGACACUCAUAAAGCCCUAUCAACGAUAAUCGAUUUUCAAACACACCACAGGCUGAGGGAGGCCCAAGGUAAAAAAAGAGCAGAUGAAAUGAACGAGAGGGUUCUCUGGUGGUCAGUUAUACAAACAUUUGUGAUUAUAAUAAUUUCAGUCGGCCAAGUAAUCAUUCUUAAGAAUUUCUUCACCGAAAGAAAACCGUUAAACGUUAAUAAGAGGUAAUUUAUAGUGAUCUUAAUUAGGCGAAUUAUUUUCAAGAAUGUUCAAACUGUGAGCGUAUAUUUUUUUUGUUUGAUUAAAUGUUUCAUUAUAUUUGACGUUUGAAUUGUUUGUUUUUAUUUGAUGUCGUGGGAGAAGUUCGUUAAAUUGAAUUUUCAUUUCUUUCAUAUCGAAUAUAUGAAUUAAGGCCAAGUACAAAUGUUGUGUUAGUUCGAAAUUUUAAGUUCGCAUUUCAAAUAAUCCGAAGUUAAUAAUCUCAAUUGCUUUUAUCGAUUAUUUGAAUAUUGUAAUGUACGAUACAACCUCCAGAAAGUAUAUUCGUAAUAAAUUAUUUCUCUUUU
Molecule: messenger RNA, 1123 nt
Organism: Coccinella septempunctata (seven-spotted ladybird)
Lineage: Eukaryota; Metazoa; Arthropoda; Insecta; Coleoptera; Coccinellidae
Gene: p24-1
Product: transmembrane emp24 domain-containing protein 3
Exons: 3
Coding region: 156-785 (209 amino acids)
Biological process (GO): Golgi organization; intracellular protein transport; endoplasmic reticulum to Golgi vesicle-mediated transport
Cellular component (GO): endoplasmic reticulum; endoplasmic reticulum-Golgi intermediate compartment; Golgi apparatus
Source: RefSeq, a predicted model, not a curated record